AUGAGGCCAGGUGACACAGCUGCGCUCCUGGCGCUGGCGUCCACAGCCGUAGCAGACGUUGUCACAAUACCAGUGGCCAGAAGUCCAGCCAAGUCCGUCCAGAAGAGAAACCCUCGACUCAGCAAGCGCGCCACCCUCACCGAGUCUCUGGUCAACAACAUCACCGAGGGCGGCUACUAUGCGACGGUCUCGGUGGGCACACCCGGGCAGACCCUGACCAUGGUCCUCGACACAGGGAGCAGUGAUGCGUUUGUCAUCUCUGCCGAUGCCGACCUGUGCACGGAGAAGAAGCUGCAGGUCGUCGACCAGGAGACCUGUGGGGCGACGUACAACGCCUCCGAGAGCUCGACGUACAAGGACCUCAUACCUGGCGGGUUCGAGAUCGAGUAUGCCGACGGGACCACCGCGGCGGGCGACUAUAUUACGGAUGACUUCUUGAUUGGCGGCAAGACGGUCAAGAACCUGCAGAUGGGCCUGGCCGACAAGACGGCCGUGGGCACUGGCGUUCUGGGCAUCGGGUUUGAGCUGAACGAGGCGGCCCAGGCGGUCUACUCGAACCUGGUGGUGUCCAUGGUGAACCAGAGCGUUGUGAGCACCAUGGCCUACUCGCUCUACCUGAAUGAUUAUUACUCCUCGACGGGGAACAUCCUGUUCGGAGGAGUGGACACGGAAAAGUUCAUUGGCGACCUUGUCGUCGUGCCCAUCCUGCCAGACGCCGAGUCCAAGAACUACAGCAGCUUCACGGUCGGCCUGACGGGCCUCUCGUUUGCCUCGUCCAACGGCACAACCUACAACCAGAGCCUGUCCGACGACGAUGGCAGCCUCGACUCCAUCCUCGACUCCGGGACCACCCUCAGCUACCUCCCUGAUGACAUCGCCACGUCCCUCUUCUCCGCCGUCGGCGCCUACGAGUACACCGAGCUCGGAUCCAGCCUGGCCCUCGUGGACUGCAGCCUCGACGUCGAAUUCACCUUCCGCAUCAACAGCACUGCGUCUAUCGUCGUCCCCCGCGACGAGCUCGUCUUGGACGUCAUCUCGGGGGACGAGGUGCCCACCUCCAUCCCCUUUGCCAACCCGUGCCUGUUUGGCAUCCAGAACAUCGGCGACGAAUCUGACGAGUCUGGUGGUGGCGGCGGCGGCGGGCCGGAAGGGACAGGAAGCGCGGCGCGGCAGGCCGAGUAUGCAAUCCUGGGCGACUCGUUCCUGAGGAGCGCCUAUGUCGUCUACGACCUGGACAACCUGCAGAUCGGCCUGGCGCAGGCCAACCUGAACAGCACGAGCACCAACGUGCAGGCCCUCAGCGCGGGGGAGUCGAGCAUGCCGGCCUUUAGCGGUGUGGCGAGCCAGUCCGCGAGUAGCAGUAGCAGUAGUGGUACGUCGACUUCCACCACCGGGACGAGCACAACGGGGACGAGCAGCGGAACGACCUCGACUAAGAAAUCAGCCGCCAUGGGUCGCAGCCCACCUACAUACGAAGGUCUCAUGAGCGUUGUCGGGAUUACGCUUGCAUUUGCCAUGUCGGGAGGCCUUCUUUUCUGGCUGUAG
Messenger RNA from Cryphonectria parasitica EP155, 1545 nucleotides. Its product is annotated as acid protease. Bases 1 to 1545 code for a protein of 514 amino acids. The record is from RefSeq and is a predicted model, not a curated record. Gene Ontology annotation, biological process: proteolysis. The transcript is spliced from 2 exons. Lineage: Eukaryota; Fungi; Ascomycota; Sordariomycetes; Diaporthales; Cryphonectriaceae. Gene Ontology annotation, molecular function: aspartic-type endopeptidase activity.